Molecule: messenger RNA, 1164 nt
Organism: Diachasma alloeum
Lineage: Eukaryota; Metazoa; Arthropoda; Insecta; Hymenoptera; Braconidae
Gene: Mrm2
Product: rRNA methyltransferase 2, mitochondrial
Exons: 3
Coding region: 157-1047 (296 amino acids)
Biological process (GO): RNA methylation
Cellular component (GO): mitochondrion
Molecular function (GO): rRNA (uridine-2'-O-ribose)-methyltransferase activity
Source: RefSeq, a predicted model, not a curated record
UGGUUGCGACCACGCUGAGGCAUUUAAACCCCUCAUGCAGGUGAUACUCCGAAAUUAGACUCAAAAAUGACAAAUUUCUAAAUUGCAACUUCAAGGAGUUGAAGACUCCCCACAAACAUCAGUAUUCUCUAUUUUCUCAUCAUCAAAGGUUCGACAAUGGAGGUCUGCAAACAUGUCAUCAUCCCUCGUAGCAUUUCCACGUGUAAUACCAUUCUCAGGAAAAUGCCUGGCAAUCUGACGGGCCAGACCCCCAGCUGCCAGAGAAAUAUCAAUAUUUCUCAUUGUCUCAGCAUUACUAAAGAUUCGCCAACGGAAAUCUCCAAUCACGUCAUCACUUCUCGCCACCUGCACACCAGCGCUCGCCACCUCAAGAAAAUGCCUGACAACCUGAAAACCAAGAACCCCAGCUCGCAGAGAUGGCUGGUCCGACAGAUUCAAGAUCCCUACGUGGAGAAGGCACGUCAGGAGAAUUAUCGCUGCAGAAGUGCCUUCAAGCUCCUAGAGAUCAACCAGAGGUUCAACGUCCUCACCCCGGGAUUGACAGUCGUCGACUGUGGAGCUGCGCCCGGAAGUUGGACCCAGGUGGCAGUGAAGGCGACCAAUUCCCAUGGCAAGGACGAAAACAAGAGGAUUGGAAAGGUCUACGCUAUCGACAGAAACCCGAUUCACGCUGUGGAGGGUGCAACGAUCCUCGGUAACCUGGACUUCACGAGUGCGAAAGCACAGAAACUACUCCUAGAAGCUCUGAAUGGUGACAAGGUUGAUGUUGUCCUGUCUGACAUGGCUCCCAACGCAUCUGGUGUCAGGGACAUUGACCAUGAGCUAAUCACGGAACUUGCCUACUCUGCGCUCAAGUUCUCCGUUCAAGUUUCGAAUACUGAAGGAACGUUCAUUGUGAAGAUGUGGGAUGGGGGCAGGGCUCCUCAAUUUGAAAGGGAUACAGAGAGGUUUUACAAGAGUGUUAAGAUUGUGAGGCCUGCUGCGACGAGAGACGAAUCCACUGAGAAGUUUAUCUUGGCUAGGGGAUUCAAGGGUCUCAAAACGUGACUGUUGGUGAAGUGUUUAUUAAUGUACAGACGUUUAAUGGAAGUUUAUUAUUCGAGAAGAGAAGGGGGUUUUGGAUGUGCAUAACAUUUUGUACAAAUACAGAAGAUUGUUGUUUAA